Molecule: messenger RNA, 263 nt
Organism: Porites evermanni
Lineage: Eukaryota; Metazoa; Cnidaria; Anthozoa; Scleractinia; Poritidae
Source: the annotation of a GenBank genome assembly
UCUUUGAAAAAAGGGUCAUCUAGUGUGUCGUGUGGUUAUAAUGCGCCCUCCGUGAAGAGGAUUGGCGUGCUUCACAGCGGCACAUACCUAUAUAGCCUAUAUAUGGCAGUACCUCCCCCGGGAUAAGCCCAAAGGUCAUCAGCGUGGCCAUGGGAGGCCUGACAAUCAAAAAGGCUUAUGACAGGAUUUGUCUUGAAGACUUCCGCCGAACGUGUUUUGGGCGCGUCGUUGGGGUUUGGGGAAGGAGGGGGUCCAUUAGCUUU